UCAACAAUUGCUUGACAGUGGCAGGAAAAUUGUGGUUUGAUUUGUUUGUUGCAAUAAUUAAUAGUAUUCAAAUUAUACUUUUGCGUCAAUAAUACAAAUCUUAAAGAACAGUCAACGUAAUACUUUCACAAAUUUAAAUCAUUAUGGAAGAAGAAAGUAGAAAACCAAUUUGCCUCAUAAUUUUAGGAAUGGCAGGAGCCGGUAAGACCUCAUUUACGAGGCGUUUGGCGGGUAGAGUAGUAGAAGGUUCUCGACCGUAUUUGAUCAAUUUAGACCCGGCUUGCAGAGAAGUGCCUUAUCCAGCUAAUAUAGAUGUAAGAGAUACAGUGGACUAUAAGGAAGUGAUGAAACAGUAUGGUUUGGGACCUAAUGGUGGUAUUGUCACUGCUCUGAAUUUGUUUUCAACAAAGUUUGGUCAAGUUGUAGACUUAAUAGAGAAAGCAGGAAAGAAGCACAAAUAUUGUGUCAUUGAUACACCAGGUCAAAUAGAAGUAUUCACAUGGUCAGCAUCAGGCACAAUAGUGACAGAAACACUGGCAUCAUCAUGUCCAACUGUAGUUGUGUAUGUUAUGGACACAGUGAGAAGUGUGUCUCCUGUCACCUUCAUGUCCAACAUGUUGUACGCCUGUUCUAUACUAUACAAGACAAGACUGCCUUUUAUUGUUGUUAUGAAUAAGACAGAUGUAGUAGAUAAUGGAUAUGCAGUUGAAUGGAUGCGUGAUUUCGAGUCAUUCCAAGAUGCAUUGGACGCUGGUGUAGAUGGUGAGGGUGGUUCGUAUGCGGGUAACCUUACACGCUCCAUGGCUCUAGCGCUGGACAACUUCUACUCUGAUCUGAAGUGCUGCGGUGUCAGUGCUCAUACUGGUGAUGGAUUGGAUGAAUUCUUCAAAUUAGUUGAUGAAGCUGCUGAAGAAUACGAGAAGGAAUAUAAAGCAGAUUGGCUCAAAAUGAAAGAGGAAAAAAUGGAAGAACGAAAACGAAAAGAGGAAGAGUUGAAAAAAGGCACACAAGAUUCAUCUGACACAGUGAUAGACAAGAAGAAACUUAUAGAGGAGACAGUGGCGGGGAGGGAGAUAGCUGAUAUGUACCUCAAGCAUCCCGGCAAUGAGAGCUCCAGUGAUGAAGAGGGUACAGAGACUGGAGUUAUUGAAGAUGAUAAACCAGAAGAUGUUGCCAUGUUUCAAGAAUUUAUUAGAAAGCAUGUCAAACCUAACAACACGGGAAGUAAUACUUAACAUUAAUUUUGAUUAAAUAUAUUUUUAUAAAAUGU
Molecule: messenger RNA, 1270 nt
Organism: Papilio machaon (common yellow swallowtail)
Lineage: Eukaryota; Metazoa; Arthropoda; Insecta; Lepidoptera; Papilionidae
Product: GPN-loop GTPase 1
Exons: 9
Coding region: 144-1235 (363 amino acids)
Molecular function (GO): GTPase activity
Source: RefSeq, a predicted model, not a curated record